Xiphophorus hellerii (green swordtail) is the source of this 1673-nucleotide messenger RNA. RefSeq names its product kinetochore protein Nuf2-like. Gene Ontology annotation, biological process: mitotic spindle organization; meiotic chromosome segregation; kinetochore organization. Gene Ontology annotation, cellular component: kinetochore; Ndc80 complex. Gene Ontology annotation, molecular function: protein-containing complex binding. The transcript is spliced from 13 exons. The record is from RefSeq and is a predicted model, not a curated record. The coding region runs from base 101 to 1450 and encodes 449 amino acids. NCBI's taxonomy places the organism in Eukaryota, Metazoa, Chordata, Actinopteri, Cyprinodontiformes, Poeciliidae.
CCGCCAAUACAAUAAAGAAGAAGGAGGAGGAGCCUAUGAAAGAGAAGGCGCCAAUAUUGUAUUUCCAGCGGAGUGACAGUUGAUUUUGAAUUUUUCAGCGAUGACUGAAAACACCUUUCCCCUCCAUAAUGCGGACGCUAUUGUUAAUUUCUACCGCAGUGAGGUUCUCAUCGGCCAGGAGGCCAAACAGUUCACUAAAGGAGACCUGACCCCGGUUCCCAAGCCAGAAGCAGUUCAGACGCUGUACAUGAGAAUCCUGCAUCUCCUGUACCGCUUCAGGCCUGAGUGCCACUCCAUGGUUCCCUUUUCAGAGAACAUCCAGUAUCCGGGCUACCAUGAGGGUGCUACUGCCAUAAUAAGUGUCUACACACGGAUGAGGCAGUUUCUGCCGACGUGCCUGGUGUACGACUUUUCAUUGAAUGACCUUCUGGCUCCAAAAAAACAGAAGACUCUGGUCAUUCUGAGUGCCAUCAUGAACUUUCUCCACUUCAGGAAGGAGAGGAUGGUGUUGAUACUGGAGAAACAGGCCAAAUUUAGGACAGACAUGGACAAACUGCAGACAUACACCAGAGGCAACCGGGAAGCAGAGAAGAAGAUUGAGCAGCUAACGACCGUCCCACCAGAGCAGCAGGCCGAGGCAGAUGAGCUGGCUGCCGCUCUCUCUGAGCUGCAGGCCACCACCGUGCAUGAAUACCAGGAAGUGAACGUCAAAAACGAUAACAUUGCAGAGUGGAAAACCAAAAUAGCAGAGAAGACGCAGAAGCUGUCCCAAGUGAAGGUGGACGUCAGCAACCUGAAAGAGGACAUCACCAAACUCAAGUCUCAGAUCGUGGAGUCUCCAGAGGAACUGAAGAGCCAGAAGGAGAAGAUGAAGGAAGCUGCGAAGAAAAUCAAGAACUCCAUAGCAGAAACAGACGAGUAUGUGGUGGAGAUGCAGAACAGGGUGCAGAGCGUGGCCCACGCUGAGGCCGAGCUCCAGCAGAUGAACAGCCUGCUGCAGGACCUGGAGAGCAGCAUGAACAACACCAGGCUGCGUCAGGAAGAGUACCAGGAGCUGUUGAUUCAAAGUGAGAAGAUGCAAAAGGAGCUGAAAAGUCUGUGCAGCGAGGAGGUCCAGCUGAAGCGGGCUCUGGGCAUGAAGCUGGAUAAGGAGUGCAAACAGAACAUCCGCAGGCAGAAGAAGAGAGAGACGAAGGAACACCAUGUCCAGGAAGUGCUGGGGCAGUGCAACCAAAUCCACCAGAAACGCGAGGAGAUGGCGGAUAAGAUCCAAGCGAUCGUCGGAGAGACCCGUCAGCUGAAGGCCAAGAUCAAGAGCCUGAGAGACGUCUGCAGCAAAGAGACGGAGAAGGCCCAGGCGCUGUAUGACACCCUGUCAACAUCAAUGGAUGGUCUUCACAAGAGGAUCGAGAUGCACAUUACAGACCUGAAACUUCACCAAGAUGUCUAACUUUUCCAUAUAUCUAACUUGUUUUGUUUUUUUUCUCCUUCUGUCUGUUUAGUUUUUUAUUUAAUAAUCUUUGUGAAUCAACUUGACUGUCUGGUGGGCUGAUGAGUGAAAUAACUUGUAAUGUCAAAAAAUGUUCUCCCCAUUUUUCCUUGUCUUUACCCUCUCUCUUUGCUACAAUUGUAUUUUACAAGAAAUGAAUGAAUAAACUGAAUAUUAGAAAAAA